AACGCAGGUCUUCUCACACGCCAACUUAUCGAUCCGGACAUGUACUGGUUUGCGAUUCCAAGUAUCGGUAAACUGUGGAAGGGUCUAUUGCAGGGAAGGAACGAACUCCUCUCAUUGAUAAAGCGCAAGCGACAUAAAGAGAUGUUCUUGGCCGAGCUUGAAAAGAAACGGCUCCGGUUCUCUCCUCUGGAUGUGAGAUUUCACAUACGUGAUCUCAUUGGCUCAGGUCACCUGAAAACUGUUCAGACAACUUCUGGCCUGAUUGUUCGGAUUCCAAAGGACUAA
Molecule: messenger RNA, 285 nt
Organism: Camelina sativa (false flax)
Lineage: Eukaryota; Viridiplantae; Streptophyta; Magnoliopsida; Brassicales; Brassicaceae
Source: RefSeq, a predicted model, not a curated record